Messenger RNA from Cryptococcus amylolentus CBS 6039, 3313 nucleotides. RefSeq lists its product as hypothetical. Gene Ontology annotation, cellular component: cell cortex. Gene Ontology annotation, biological process: regulation of GTPase activity; regulation of actin cytoskeleton organization. NCBI's taxonomy places the organism in Eukaryota, Fungi, Basidiomycota, Tremellomycetes, Tremellales, Cryptococcaceae. The transcript is spliced from 9 exons. Gene Ontology annotation, molecular function: GTPase activator activity; protein binding. Bases 370 to 2724 code for a protein of 784 amino acids. The record is from RefSeq and is a predicted model, not a curated record.
CUAUCUGUUCUUUUUGUUUACACUUUCCCUUUCCCAUAUCUCCGCCUCUUGCACGCCCCCUCCCUCCUGCCCUUACAUAGCGCACCCAUCGCCACCCAACGCCUGCCCACGGCCCCGCCCUCACGACCAUCUCCUUUGUCGUCGCGUCCGACAUCACCCACCGAUCCGUCUCGAACGACAGAGUAUCCCCUCCGCCCACCUCUCAUCCAACUUUAUCUCUCCCCGCCACCCGCUGUGCUGAAUCUCUCGCGCUCAGUAUACCCGCUCGCCCUUUUUUGAGAUCUUGGACACGCGCCAGAUCUCCCCAACGCGCCUUUCGAAAAGCGUUACGAUCAGACUUUCUUGUCACUCCCACCGGAAACACGCACGAUGACCACGAUGACAAUGGCCACCCCGGCCACGCCUUCCACCUCCACCCACUCCCCCUCCGCCUCUGUGCACUCGCAUCUCUCCCGCCGGCUCACCAACAGAAUGACCAACCGUUACUCUGUCAACGCCAUGUACUCUCUCGCCGCCGAGCAGGAUAUCGAGCUUGAAGACGAGCUUUCCCGAGCGCAAAAGAAGCUGCGGGACCUCAAGUCCAGGAUCUCGUCCCAGUCGAAAAAGAACUUUGUGCUGGAGAGGGACGUGCGAUAUCUCGAUUCGAGGAUUGCGCUCCUGAUCCAAAACAGGAUGGCUGCGGAUGAGAAGAGGCAGGUGGCAGAGACGUUGGAGGAUGUGGAUGAGGAUAGCGGGCUGUGGCCGGAUGAGAAGAAGAUGGGGCAGUAUGCCAACUUGUUCUUUUUGCUGCAGAGCGAGCCCAGGCAUAUCGCUAGUCUGUGCAGGCUCGUUAGCCUGUCGGAGAUUGACACUUUGCUUCAGACCGUCAUGUUUACUCUCUAUGGUAAUCAGUACGAACAGAGAGAAGAGCAUUUGCUCUUGACAAUGUUCCAAAGUGUACUAUCCGCCCAAUUCGAAACGACGACCGAAUUCGGCUCCCUCCUCCGUGCCAACACCCCCGUCUCCCGAAUGAUGACCACCUACACACGGCGUGGACCUGGUCAGAGCUACCUCAAAGGUGUAUUGGCGGACAGGAUCAACAGUCUCAUCGAGCACAAGGAUUUGAAUCUAGAGAUUAAUCCUCUCAAAGUCUAUGAACAGAUGAUCCAGCAGAUUGAGGAGGAUACCGGUAGCCUGCCGCCCUCUCUACCCCGAGGCGUACCGCCAGAAGUCGCGGCUGCCAACUCGGACGUGCAAGCCAUUAUCAUCCCGCGUAUCACCAUGCUUAUGGAAAUCGCCAACUCGUUCCUGUCGACUAUUAUUGACAGUCUUGACUCGGUGCCGUAUGGGAUUAGGUGGAUAUGUAAGCAGAUCAGGAGCUUGACGAGAAGAAAGUAUCCGGAUGCAACGGAUGCGAGUAUCUGCUCGCUUAUUGGUGGAUUCUUCUUUCUUCGAUUCAUCAACCCGGCCAUCGUCACUCCGCAGGCGUACAUGCUUGUCGACGGCGUCCCAGCCAAACACCCCCGUAGAACGUUGACUCUGAUCGCAAAGAUGCUGCAAAACCUGGCAAACAAACCGAGUUAUGCGAAAGAGCAGUAUAUGAUGUCGCUCAACCCGUUUGUGGAGAACAACAAGACGAGGAUGAACCAGUUUUUGAAUGCUCUGUGUGAGGUUGGAGACUUUUAUGAGUCUCUCGAGUUGGACCAAUAUAUGGCACUGUCAAAGAAGGACCUGCAAAUCAACAUUACCCUGAACGAGCUGUACAACACGCAUUCGUUGUUGAUGCAACAUAUGGACGUCCUGUCUCCAAACGACAAACACCACCUCCGCAUCCUACUCGACGAGCUCGGCGCCGCCCCCGCCCAAGUGCCGCGUAAAGAGAACCGCUCCAUCGAGCUCCCCCUCUACUCGCGCUGGGAGACCCCGAUCCAAGACUUGUCGACCUCCCUCAUGUCGGAUUCCGUCACGCAAAACGACAUCAACUAUAUGGAGACGAAAUCGAUCUUUGUGCAGCUGCUCCGUUCGAUGCCGACUGUAGCGGAUAAGAGGCCGGUCAACUUGGGCGCGCUGGCGGAGAAGGCGGCUACGAGUAAAGACCCCGUGCUCGUGCGACGGGGGAUCAAAGUGCAGGCGCUGCUUGCAGAGCUGGAUGCUGCUGGGGUGAUUGACCGCGCGGACGAGUACAAGCUGAUGCAAGAUGAGGUCUCUGCCGAGAUGGUGCACCUGGGAAAUGCCAAGGAGAAAGUCGUGCUCGAAGCGCGGUCUUUGGAAUCCGUCUACAAGACGAUCUGCGAUCACAACAAUUACUUGCGCGGGCAGUUGGAGCAGUACAAGGCGUAUUUGCAGAAUGUGAGGUUGACGAGUAGUAAGGAUAAGGGCGCGACGGGGGUGGGGGUGGUGACGGUGAAUGGAAAGGAGAAGAAGCAGGUGGAUAAGAAGGUGUUGGGGCCGUACAUGUUUAAGCAUCGGGAGUUUGAGAAGGAGGGGAUUAUCAUGGAGAGUAAUGUCCCGGAGAACCGACGGAUGAACAUUUACUUUAUGAUCACCUCGCCCGCGCCCGGCACAUUCAUCAUCGCCCUCCAUUUCAAAGGCCGCGACAAGCCGAUACUGGAGAUGGAUCUCAAGAUUGAUGAUUUGCUGGAAAAGCAGAAAGAUCAGCAGGCCAUGUUGGAUCUGGAGUAUGUGCAGCUGAAUGUGCCGAAAGUGUUGGCGCUGUUCAACAAACUCUUUUCAAAGAAGCGAUAAGGAGGGAUGCAAAGGGGUGGUCUUGGGCGCUGGCGUUGAGAGACUUGAAUGUCGAGGUGUGAUUCCACAAAUCCUACUAUAAAAUGUCAUCUGUUAAUCUAUCUAUUUGUUCUUCGCUCAUCUACUUUUUUCGUUCCUCUUCAUUUUUUUCGGUUUUUUCUUUUGGGAGUUACAUACAAAUGUCUGUUUCUAUUGUCGUCUCAGCCCCUGUACCUGUAGUCAUCGAGUACGGAUCGGGGUGAUGUGACUUGUCAGUAUGCACAUCUAGUGUCGGUAUCUCCUGCCUCUUGCGGCGUUGUCUCUUUCCCUAUCUCGCAUACCCCUGAACUGCCGACCAUACUCGCUUUCUAAACUCUGUUGAACACUACUGAAUACUGCUGAAUACAUCCCCUCCCCUUAUCUCUCGACGAGAAUAGCAAAGGAAGGUGUGACAGACAGGGUUUAAGCUUCAUAGCCGCAAGCCACGUUUAAGCCUCCACAUCUCCGGAUGCGGGGAGAACGUGGGGGCCGACGGCCUGCGUAUGCUUACUUGGCCAGUGACCGAGAGGGUUGGUUUGGAUGCCGUACGUGCUUGAAGGGGCAGAUAGAG